This is a messenger RNA of Penicillium diatomitis, 510 nucleotides long. Its product is annotated as putative antigenic thaumatin domain protein. Lineage: Eukaryota; Fungi; Ascomycota; Eurotiomycetes; Eurotiales; Aspergillaceae. The record is from RefSeq and is a predicted model, not a curated record. The transcript has a single exon. Bases 1 to 510 code for a protein of 169 amino acids.
AUGAUGUUCGCCAAGACCCUCCUCGCCAGCGUCUUCGCUCUGACCGCUGCGGCCCUUCCUCACCAGGCCCGCGACAAUGCCGGCGGCGGUAGUGUCAACUUCGUCAACAACCUUGACACCGAUGUUUACCUCUGGACAACAUCCGCGAACCCCGGCGAGAUGCACACUCUCCCCAAGGGCGGCGGCACCUAUUCUGAGGGCUGGCAGAUCAACCCCAACGGCGGUGGUAUCUCCAUCAAGCUGUCCACCACUCAGUCCCAGAGCAGUGUUCUCCAGUUCGAGUACACUGUCAACAAGGAUAAGCUCUACUGGGACAUGUCCUCCAUCGACAUGAGCCCGGAUUCGCCCUUCGUCAAGGCCGGUUUCUCCGCAAUCCCCAGCGAUUCGAGCUGCACCACCGCCGUCUGCAAGCCAGGUGAUGCCAACUGCGCCCAGUCCUACCAGCACCCCAACGACGUGAACACACUUUCCUGCUCAGUCAACUCGCAGUACACCGUCACUCUGGGCUAG